AAGGAGGCAGUAAAAUCAGAGGCAGCGGGGGACGCUGGGCUGGAGGAUGUUUGGCGCUGAGGUGUUUUGGCGGUUUUAAGAUGGUAAAGAAGCUAUUGCUCUUAGAUGUUGACUGUGGAGUGGAUGAUGCCCAAGCAAUGAUGAUGGCUUUUGCAGCUCCUAAUGUGCACAUCCUGGGUAUAACAUGUACUCAUGGAAACACGAACAUUGAAAAUGUAUGCAAAAAUGUACUUAGAGUGCUAAAAGUUUGCCGGAAGACAGAGAUUCCUGUGUACCGUGGUGCAGGUUCCUCUCUUCUCGGAAACCAACUCAAUGCUCAUCAUUACCACGGAGAAGAUGGCCUGGGUAAUGUUCCAGACUCUGAUGCUCCAGGGUUGGAACAUGUAAAAGCUGAAUACGCAGCGAAUGCCUUGAUAAGGAUAACCAAUGAAUAUGCUGGUCAGGUCUCUCUAGUAGCGACUGGACCCAUGACUAAUGUUGCUCUGGCAUUUAAAAUGGAUCCCACCUUUCCAUCAAAGUUAAAAUAUCUCUAUAUCAUGGGAGGAAAUAUGGAAGGCAGGGGAAACGUGACAAUCUGUUCUGAGUUUAACUUUGCAGCAGACCCUGAAGCAGCUUAUAUUGUCUUGAAUCAUUUUGAAUGCCCAAUGUAUAUUGCAACUUGGGAAUAUUGUCAACGUUAUGCAUUACCUUGGGAAUUUUUUAAAGAAUGGGUAAAUCAAGGCACUGGGAAAGCUUGCUUCAUGAAGAAAAUAACUGCACAUACUGUAAAGUUUGUCAAAAACAUGAAAAUCAAUACAGACGAAUAUUUAGAAGCUGGCUUUCUAUCCUGUGAUUCUUUUGCAAUGGCAGCUGCCAUUGAUGAGAGUGUUGUCACAGAAUAUAUACAUUAUGGAGUGAGUGUGGAGUUACAAGGAUCGAUGACCAGAGGGAUGAUGAUUGUGGAUACACUGAAGCAGCUGGGAAAACGAAAUCAAGCUUUUAUUAUGAUCAAAUGUGAUGUUGAGAAGUUCAAGCAACUCAUGAUGUCUGCUCUUAAGUAA
Molecule: messenger RNA, 1040 nt
Organism: Chiloscyllium plagiosum (whitespotted bambooshark)
Lineage: Eukaryota; Metazoa; Chordata; Chondrichthyes; Orectolobiformes; Hemiscylliidae
Product: inosine-uridine preferring nucleoside hydrolase-like
Molecular function (GO): hydrolase activity, hydrolyzing N-glycosyl compounds
Source: RefSeq, a predicted model, not a curated record